AUGUGUAUCGGUAAAGGUUUAACGGGUGGCUAUAUGACGCUUUCUGCGACAUUAACCACCAAGCAUAUUGCUGAAACGAUAAGUCAGGGCGAAGCGGAUUGGCAGAGCAAUAUUCAACGAAUUGAAGCUCAGCUUAGAGAUGCUUUACAGCCCUUACAGUCACUUAAUCAUGUUCAUGAUGUGCGAGUUCUUGGUGCGAUAGGGGUGGUUGAAUUGACGGUGAAUGUCGAUAUGAAAACCUUACAACAGGAGUUUGUACGUCGUGGUAUCUGGAUACGACCAUUUGGUAAAUUGGUCUAUGUCAUGCCUCCAUAUGUCAUCACAGCACAAGAAUUAAAAACUUUGCUGGAACAAUUGGUCGAGGUGGUCAAAGGUAUGGAGCAAAGCACAUGA
This is a messenger RNA of Oppiella nova, 393 nucleotides long. Lineage: Eukaryota; Metazoa; Arthropoda; Arachnida; Sarcoptiformes; Oppiidae. The record is from the annotation of a GenBank genome assembly.